UUUCGGUCACUUCUCUUUCUCUAUAAAACCCCUCAACUCCUUAGUUCCUCAAUCCCUCCCAUUCUCAUCUCCAUUCUCAACAAUCUUAGCUUCAUUGAUUUGGUUAGUGUGUUCUUGAGCUUGGAUUGGAUCUUUUUGAUAUCCUUUUCCAUAUAGUUUAGUGAGCUUUGUGUGUAUUGGUGGUGGUGGUGGUGGGGGUGAGGGUGUUUGAAAUUCUUGGAGUGUGGCUUGUGGAGAAGAAUGAUCCUGAUUUACAAGGGUUGCAUCCUUAGGAAAGUUUGUUCUGUUUUGGAGAAACUUAUUGUUGAGAAAAGCUUCUACUUUUGGAUUUUUCAAAUCUUUAAUAGAUAUAGUUUGGGCAUUUAGUUUUGUGUUUAGUUUGUUAGCUUUGUGUAGAACUUGGUUUUUCUUUUUCAAGCUUGUUGUUCUUUGGUUGGAGUAGUUUAUAGCUAGGUAGAUAAUGAGUCACAUGUCGCUUCCACCGGGUUUUCGCUUCCACCCGACGGAUGAUGAGUUAGUGGGAUAUUACUUGAAGAGGAAAGUAGAUGGGUUGAAGAUCGAAUUGGAAGUAAUUCCGGUAAUCGAUUUGUACAAGUGUGAUCCGUGGGACUUACCAGAUAAAUCAUUCCUCCCAAAAAGAGACUUAGAGUGGUUUUUCUUUUGUCCACGAGAUCGUAAAUAUCCAAAUGGCUCACGCACAAAUAGAGCCACAGCAUCAGGCUACUGGAAAGCCACUGGUAAAGACCGAAAAAUUGUCUGUGAACCUUCCGUAGCUGCACUCAAGAAGACCCUUGUCUUUUAUCUCGGGAGAGCUCCUGGAGGAGAAAGAACUGAUUGGGUCAUGCACGAAUACCGGCUCUGUGAAGAUCAUUUUCAUGGAGCUUAUAAUUUUGUGGGAGCUUAUGCCUUGUGUCGUGUGGUUAAGAGACAUGAGCAUGCGCAGAAGUUGGGUGAUCUGCAAGGAGAACAUAGAUCAAAAAAGGUGGAUCUCACACCAGCCACAGGUGCCAUUGGCUCAAGCAAAUACUUUGGUGAGGUCUUGAAUGUCUCCGAAGAUAACCACUCUCCAGAAUCAAGCAUAUUCAAGGAAAACAACAAUUUGGCCACUAUAACUUCUCCAGACAGUGGAAUAAGGACGGAGCAAGCAUUGAUUGUGACUGAGAUUGAUCAAACAAGCUUCCAAGUACCAGUUCCAUCUGUUCUUCCCUCAAAUGCUUUGAAGGAUAUGGAUCAUUCGGUGUAUGAAGGCAUAAUGGACCAUUCAACAUUACCAAAUGAGUUCCCCUAAUUUGACUCCUGUAUCCUCUUAUGCAAGCUUUUCAGAGGAUUCCUUCUUGGUUGAUGAACUCAACGGGAAUGUCUGCUUGUCACCUUUUCCAAGUCCAAUACAUUGCAUGGGCAUGUACUCCAAUGAAGAGAACAUUGCUUUAGCAUACAUGAACGCUCCAUUUAGUGAAAUGAAUACAUGGAAUGCAGUAAUGCCACCAGUUAUUUGUCGACAAGCAAGUGAAGAGGAGGUUAACUUGUGGCUCGUGGAAGACAACUUGGUGAUGUGAAAAAUUCUCUCCAAAAGAUCUAAACUUCCGAGACAACUCCUUUUAGUGAUUGAUCUUGGAGUUGAAGUAGCAGCAGUUCAUGUUCAUACAUCAACAGAUCAGGAAAUCUAAUGAUUCUAAUGUGUAUCUCCAGCACAACUUUUUUAAUGCUUGUGCUUGGCUAAUAUGGUUUUUAGUACUCUGGUUUUAUCUUUUAUGCAUCAAGCUAUGAAGCUUGCAAAGUUCUCUUAUUAUCUAUCACUAUGAAAGAACAAUAUCUUAUUAUUAUUGUAUCUCGGGGAAAAGUAAUAAAUAAUA
This is a messenger RNA of Dioscorea cayenensis subsp. rotundata (Guinea yam), 1853 nucleotides long. RefSeq names its product NAC domain-containing protein 71. The record is from RefSeq and is a predicted model, not a curated record. Bases 461 to 1288 code for a protein of 275 amino acids. Gene Ontology annotation, molecular function: DNA binding. Gene Ontology annotation, biological process: regulation of DNA-templated transcription. NCBI's taxonomy places the organism in Eukaryota, Viridiplantae, Streptophyta, Magnoliopsida, Dioscoreales, Dioscoreaceae. The transcript has 5 exons.